AUGUCUACAGAGUUGACUCGUCAUGUUAGCUUGAGAGCUGGUCCCUGGGCUCUACAGAGUCUUGUGAAACAUUAUUUCAGGGACAAGAAGAGCAAGGCAAAAGAGGAUGGCGAAUCUUUGACUGAUGAUCUGCUUUAUAACGAGAUAUUUCAUUUCAUCAAGGUACGUUCGUCACCUUUCCACUUGACAUGUGUCGAGAAGCACACAAUUGAGGAUCUACAGCAGCUCACCAAUGCGCGAACGCCAACGGUACCUUGGAUGAUAAAGACUCCUGUGGUCAUACCAAUGGAAGUGUGCGAAGAGGCUGCGAAGAAGCUUGUCGAAGUCUUGGGUGGUGGGGGAAAGACGCGCCAACUUGUCGGUGGAACAGUUUGGUGGCAAGUGCGCAGUAUCAGAGGCAUAAAUGCCCAAUGGAUCGUGGCGAAGAAGGAUCACCAGCGUAUUAAAGAAGAAAGAAGGGAACGACGAAAGUCUGAAAAAUCCAGAAGACCAGUUUCGGAGAAUGAGGAUGAAGUGUCUGAAUACGAGCCUGAGAUGAACGAGCUUCCGUGUAUCUUGUAUUUCCACGGCGGAGCGUAUUUCUUUGGUAAUAUUGAUACCGAGAGUAGAUAUUCGAUCCAACGAAUGAGCCGCAAGUCUAACUGUCGCAUCCUCACGGUAUCAUAUCGACUUGCUCCUCAAUACCCAUUCCCCUGUGCCUUGCAGGACGCUUUGGCCGCAUAUUUAUAUUUAAUUCGUCCUCCAUCGGAUGCAAAGCAUGCGCUCGUUGAUCCGAAGCAACUUAUCAUUUCAGGAGAUUCAUCCGGCGGUGGUCUCACUCUCGCUCUUUUGCAGGUGAUUCGUGAUCUUGAACUACCCAGACCAGCUGGUGGCAUCGUUAUAUCGCCUUGGUGCGAUCUCACACAUUCUUUUCCUAGUAUCCAUACCAAUACGGAUACGGACGUUAUCCCAAAGUACGGACUUUCGAUUUUCAGACCUUCUGUUCUGUGGCCGCCUCCCUCUGAUGCGCAUACGGAUGAGAUGCAGGCUACGAUUCGUAGGCAUGUGAGUAACGCAUCGGGUCAUGGUCAUAAAGGUCGAAGUCGUCAUGGUGAGAGGCACACCGAUCAUGGGAAACGAGAUCAUGCCAGUGCGUCAGGGACACCACUGAACACGGGCUCGUCGGCGUCUUUGCCGAUUGCGGGUAAGACGAGCGACCAAACAAUGCGUGUGAAGACAGAGAACGGUGAUGUGCUGGAAGUGCAUGACCAGCUGCAUAUGUAUGCGCCUAACUCACUUUUGACGCAUCCGCUUGUGAGCCCAGCGUUGUCUUACCUUGGCGGGCUUCCUCCGCUGCUGGUGAUUGCAGGUGAUGGUGAAGUCUUGAGAGACGAAAUCAUAUAUACAGCUCACAAGGCUGCUGAUCCUAAACGAUAUCCUGUCAAGUCCGAAGCAAGGAAGCUGUAUCCAAAAUUGGAAGGCAUAGAAGGGCGGUUUCGGCCGACGAAGGUACAUCUGCAGGUUUAUGAUGACGCAGCUCAUAUUUUUCCUGUCAUCUUCUUUCUCUGCAAGUCCGCACAAUUUUGUUUCGACGCGAUGACAACGUUCAGCAAGUAUGCUCUCGGGACGCUUCCUUCGGAGACGGAAAGUAGCACGGAUGACGAAGCUUCGCCGAAAAAACAGAGAGCUGAGAGAUCAGGAUCCGUUUCCGGUACUGCUCCGAAGGAAUCAAGGCGUAGCUCUGGAACUAUCGGAAGAGCCAUUGACUCUACUGGAAGAAAGAGUCAAAGUCAGUCAACCACAGGUAGUGACAAAAGAGCUUCGUCCCAGAUCAAGAAAGUGAGGCUUGCAGGCGAUGCAAGUGUAUAUCAACAAAUACCGGAAGGGUCUAAUUCGCCAUUCGUGGGGCAUAUAAUAAGAGAGCGAGUCUCCGCACAGGGCGAGGUGCGCCCACUUGAAGAACCAAGCAAACUGGGCGCGUGCACAAUGCCUCUAGAAAGCGUUGGUGUAGUGAGUGAACUCGUGCUACGCAGAUACAUUGAAGGAAAAACGAAGUGGAAUGAAAGAUUCGCAAGAGGUAAGGGGACGAUUAAGAAGAAACGCGAGACGAGUUUGGAGCAUGUAGAGAAGGUCCCUGUGAAAACUAUUAAAGAGCUCCAAGAGAGUCUUUUACAGAAGGGGGUUGAACAGCAACAGGGUGGUGCCACAGCUGAAGCAGGAGCCAAUGCCAGUCGUUCGGAGGCAAGUUGGGUAUGGGCGUGGGCAGAGGACCCAGAGGAACGUCCGCCUCCAAGCAGUAUCGUUGCGAGACUCGACACGAAGGAGGCGCUUCAGCUAUCCAAGACGGCAGACGAGCCACCUGCAGAUCCUAGCAGGACCAGCCUGUGGUCGGAAAUUGUGCGGAGAAUCGGUAGUGGUGGCAGUGAGAAAGGUGGGUCCGAAGUGAAGCGUCGUGGAUCUCAGCGAGCGUCAAAAAGCGGACGGGCUGAAUCCCCACAUGAUUCUGAUCACCAGUUGGAAAAGACGCUAUCACGGAGUGCAUCACAGACACAUAGGCAUUCGAGAGGAUCCGGCUCGCAUAGUCACUUGAAGCGAGACUCAGAGCAAGAGCAAUCACCGAGGCAGAGUACAACGCAACAUUGAGUGCAUACCCACGGUUCGUUGUGGAGUAUUCUGUAAUCAUAGUAAGCAUAGUAAAUGGAUGAUAGUGUCGG
Fomitiporia mediterranea MF3/22 is the source of this 2693-nucleotide messenger RNA. RefSeq names its product alpha/beta-hydrolase. Lineage: Eukaryota; Fungi; Basidiomycota; Agaricomycetes; Hymenochaetales; Hymenochaetaceae. Gene Ontology annotation, molecular function: hydrolase activity. The transcript has 9 exons. The coding region runs from base 1 to 2622 and encodes 873 amino acids. The record is from RefSeq and is a predicted model, not a curated record.